This is a messenger RNA of Trichobilharzia regenti, 3732 nucleotides long. The record is from the annotation of a GenBank genome assembly. Lineage: Eukaryota; Metazoa; Platyhelminthes; Trematoda; Strigeidida; Schistosomatidae.
AUGAAGAGAGCUGGGAAGUCAAAUGAUACGGAGCCUCUACCCAAAAUCUCUAAAAUGAACGAUGCCCUGUUUGCUGCUGAAGGUGAAGUCGUUAGUUGGCAAGCGGCACUGGGUUGUUCGUUAGCUGAAAGACUUGAGAAAAUCAGUACCAUGAAAAAUUUAACAACUCGUCAGCUUAAACGAUUGCUGAAGGAUGUUCUAACUAACGAACAUAUUGUGAGCGCUUUACACAGAUAUAUUGUUGGAGAAUUUAAAGAGCCUGAAACUGGUGAAAUUUCAGCCGCGACACGGAGACGAGCCAAAUCGUUGGGAUUGUUUUCCAUCCUUAGUGAACUUGGAGUAAUGUCAAAUCAUAAUGUGCAAUCCAGAGCUGUUACUCGAUCACUUACUCGUCGAGUUGAAGAGUCAUUACCAGACGACUUAUCAUCACAUUCUCUUGCUACAAAUGUAUGUUCUGAGGAAACUGGAAAUCAUGAUCCUACUGGAUCAUUUCAACUAGAAACGACUGUUGAACAGUCACCACCACCACCUAAUCAUUCUCUAAGCUUUCUUGAUAAGGACGACGAAGACGGAGAAGAAGGAGUAGUAGCAGAUACUGUAGAGGAAGGAAGUACUGAUAACAACGUGACAAACAAAAGUGUAGAUGCUGAAGAUCCAGACAAUGAUGUUGUUUACUCUCAGUUUCUUCGAUCAUUAUUUGCCUCUCCUUGUAAUUCAUCAAAUUGUACACCUAAUAAGUCCAACUCACGAAUAACUACUCCAAUAAAGUCAUCUGCAAUCUGUGAAAAUCGUUUAAGAGAUGACUCAAAUAGCGUUCAACCUCUUUCAUCAGAUAAAUGUCAUUCUGAUGUUCAGAAUUCUAAGACAAUAGAACUGUCACUUUCUUCACAAUCGCCUAUUAUGCGAUGGAAUAUAAAUGUGGUAGAUGAGGACGAGGAUCCAGAUGAUCCAGAAUUCGAUGUAAUGGCUGAAUUGAAUAAAGUUGAUAAAGAGGACUUUUUCUAUGAAUUGAGAAAUGAUCGUGGUGUUCGAGUUUCGAAGAGGGAGACGAAAAAUCUACGCGCAGAUUUACGCACACUGUUUAACUAUGGAACUGAGGAACAAGACAAUUCUACUUAUAAUACAUCAAGGAGACCGUCAGCUUUAGCAAUGAAGGCCUAUCGUCAACGCCAAUUACAAAUGGAUUGUACCACAACACCAAAUCAAACCGAGAAAUUUGACAUGACGCGUUUCUUUCAAUCCGCUAUGCCUUCAUCGAAAAGCUUGAAUACAUCUGUUGUUUCAAUCCCAAUACGCAAAAGAAUGGCGUUAACAAGUACAGAACUAGUUCGAUUAGAACGUCAAUUGGGAAUGCACAUACAAUUGUUGACUACAAGUUUCCUACUGACGUAUGAUUUUCCUGAUAUGCACGAAUCAACGACACGACCAUGUGCAUCUCUUCUCAAAACUUUAGUUGCCAAACGUCAGGCUUUUGAUUUAAUCGCACUUCAAAAAAAAGUUUCCGGUGUUGCAAUUCAUUCGCUAACUAGCUUCUAUUGGCGUUGUCCUACCCUAGACAUGGCGGUUGAUUUAAUUUCUGAUUACUCUGGAUUAUCUAUGCUGCCUCGUUCACCAUGGAAUAAUCCUUAUAAUAAGCCGGGAGUAGGACAUGCUGUGAAUAAAUCGCAAUCGUUUGGCUUCCCAAUUCCAUACUGUUUACUAGAUAUAAUGGUGAACAGUCCUAUCUGGUCUUAUGCUUAUUUAAUGCCUACCGUCUUGGGACCUCAUCCUAAAAAUCAAGUUCGCCUAGUAUUUCAUCCGUCAGAAGAUGCUUUGAUGAUAAUGGGAUUGGCAGAUUUUUCCGGUGCUUUAAUAACCCGUCGUCGUAAAGCUCUUGAAUCUAAAGUGUCUAGUCGACGUUGCUUCUCAAAAACUUUAAAGUCUCAAAAUAAACAAUUAGGACGUUAUAUUGCCUAUCGUUUUAUCGGUAGGUAUAUACUUCCACAUCGUACAUUUUUACAGUUGCGGUCUCGUCGAUGGAAUAUGCUAGCUAAUCGUGAUAGCAUAGAUAAUGCAGGAGAUUCAAAACCAGUAUCACUUGCCACUCGUUAUCUACUUCAACUCUAUAAGGAAUUAAGUCAACCGGAUGAUGAAUUAGAUCUUAAAAGAAUGCAACAAUAUGCUAAUAAAAUGAGUUCUCUUGCUACUCCUUAUGGUAUACCGCUGAUUACCGCAUGUUUAACUGAUAGAAAUCCUCAGAAACUGUUUACUUUUGAAGGACUUCCGACUGAAGUAGGUUAUGAGGAUGUAUUAAGAAGUUAUAAUAAUAAUAACUGUGGUGAAAGCGUAAAACGCAAGUUGGAUGUACUAACUGAAUUCGCGCAAAAUGCAAAGUGUUUUUGGAAAUCGCAAAUGGAAAAGGCAUCUCAAACUAAAGAAGCAGAAAUAAACUACUUGUCGGUUUUAGACAACGAAUCUAUGAUCAAAUCGGAACAAUCUAUCCAGUGUGAUGUUCUCGGUCCAAAUUACCUACCUGCUAUACCAGUUGAUCUUAAUCCUGAUGGUACUGUGGUUCUCAGCAGAACUAGAGAGCCUGGUUUGGUUGAAGUUACCGGGAUGACAGAUGAGCCCGGGGGGUCAAUUUCCGAAAAUGAAAACUCGACGAACUUACCAAGCUCAGAAAUACAGCAGCAUGGUCGUGUGUGCCAGCGUGCUGCAUCACGUCAUAUUGAAUUCAUCCUGGCCCGUAUUAACAAACGAAAGUCAGAUACAGUCAGUUAUACAAAUAAAAAUGAAGCACAGCGGAGCGUUGCAGAUUGCGAUAUUUCGAAUGGUGUUGCGAAGCCUAGUGUUAGUGAUUUCAGUCAAGGCGAACAAUUUAUUGAAAUUUCAAAUGUUUUCGAAUCUUAUUACAAUAAUAAUUAUAAUACUGGCAAUGUAGCGCUAGAUGCUUGUCAAAAGGUAGCUGAUUCUUUAGUGAACACCUUUCAUCUCGGUUUGGAUAUAUUUUCUGGUGAUUAUGGUUUAGACACAUAUUUUAGCCUAAAGAAGUUUAACCAUUUUGGGUGGCUCGGUCAUGUCCAGCCUAUUCCGGACUCUCCAGUUGUCAUUAGUGAUGAGUGUCAAUGCCAACAAGCUGGUGUUUUCCCCAGUGCUUGUUUUGUGUCUUCCAGUCGUUUUUUUGCACGUUGUCGUGCACGUGGAGAUGCUACUUCAGCUGACCUUUUAUCCUUGCCAUCUUCGGUUAUAGGUCAAUCACAAACGCUAAUGGAUGAAAUGGAUGUCAGGCGGGCGCGUUCCUUGUUAGAUCGAUGUCGAACUUAUUUAGCUCCCUCUAAUUACCGGUUUAUGAUGCGUUGCUUAAUGAAUCUUAAUCAAGCUGUUCAUUAUCCCACAUCAGCGGUUGGUAGUAAUCAUGAUCAGUUUUCGAUUUUUUUUGAAGUUCUUGUAUCUCUUGUAUGUGUAUUGAAUUGUUUGAAAAACCAUUUACCAUUGUGGGAGGAUUUCGUUCGCUUUCUGACUCCAUCACAAGCCCGUAGUUUGGGUCUGUUUUCCACCUACUUGAAUUUAGCUCGCAUUGGUCGAGUUCAAAGGGUUUUGCAAGAUAUUGUUCCUCAAGAUAGGAGGUUUUGGAGACGAUUGCGAAACUUGGCAGACAGCUGUAGUAUUAAAGCACGUUAUAUGCCAGUUAAAAGGAAGUUAUAUGUGGGUCCAAAUGAUGCUUUGCCUGCUGAAUCUUCAAACACAUCCUAA